GUCUGGACUCAACUAACACCACGUCGGCAACGGGGGUGACGGUGCGGGGAUCCCUCCCGAAUUCGCAACUAACGGCUGCCAGUCCGGUCUUUACGAAGUACGUUACGUGUAAACCCCCCCUGUCAUCACUUACUGUUCGUCAUCUCAUGAAGCCACCGUUGUGACCAACCUGAAUGCCCCGACGUGCUGUUUGGGAACCGCACUCUGUCAAGUUGCACCCCCCCUAACUUUAUGAUGGUCUCGGCGCAGCGGCAAGAGACAACGGCCAAGUCUCCGCGACACACCGGCAAGGCGCUGCACCGUCAGCAUGGGAGCCGCAAGUUUCGUGGCCUCACAUGCGCCAAUUGCCGCGCACGAAAGGUACGCUGCGAGGGCAGUCAGCCGACGUGCAAGACUUGCGAGGUGUAUCACGAUGAGUGCCGGUACGACAAGGCUCCCCCGGUGUCCCAGGUCGUCGCCAUGGCCAAACGACUCCAAGAGGCCGAGAGGACGAUUGAGCGGCUCCGGGCGAACGGAAGCACUGCAUCAUCUGAAGGGCCAUCGUCGACCCUCACUGGUGACGUUUCUAUGAACCUGCCUCAUCCUAUAGGACUGACUGUUGUGUCCACGCCGUCGAAUGGUGCUGAGUUGCAACCCGCCACAGGCCUUGCAGCAGUUCAACCUCCGAUUCCGACUGCGCCUUCCGGAUCCUCUGUACUGGUGUGCGCUACUGCUCUUGAUCUGAUGCCGACCUCCUGGCCGCAAGCUCCCGAAGACGUGGACGUGUCAACUGCUAGGCUAGAUAGCAACGACAUUGUUGGCCCCGCGCCGGGGCCCGAGGAACCCUCAGAGGCCGAGUUGAGGGUCGAUGAACAUGGAAAGAUUCUCUACUAUGGCCCAACAUCGGCAGUCCAUGAUCGCCCACAGCCUGACCUCGUGCAGCCAUCAGCUCCGACUGCCCGAGCCGGGGUUGCCCUCGGUUCCCUAGAGAACGAGCAAUCACUCUCAUGUUAUGUGCGAGAGGCUUCAAUAUGGGAAAGCUUUGCACUUGGCAAUGCAUCCCUGCAAACUGGGAUCCCGCGACACAUGCUGGCGAAGCUCCUUCGCCUCCACUGGACCUGGGUCUCGCCCAUGUUCAUGUGGGUGUAUCGUCCAGCCUUCAUCCGCGACAUGGCCACCGGAGGCCGCUACUACUCCGAGUUUCUCCUCAUGGUCAUGUGCGGCCACGCCGCCAAGUACCAGGACAGCAACAACGGUUCCGAGUUCCUGCUCGCGAGGGCACGCCGCCUCCUUGGCGCCGCCAUUCAGCAGCCGAGCUCCAUCCCCACGGUGCAGGCCCUGCUUCAGCUGAGUGCUCGGGACCUGGCGCACGGCUCCAUCUCUCAGGCUUGGGUGUACGGCGGCAUUGCCUUUAGGAUGGCGAGCGAUCUGGGCCUGCAGCAUAGCGGCGCUGGCGUCAAGGGCUUGAGCCGGCUUGACCUGGAGAUACGAAGGAGGCUCUUUUGGGGGUGUUUCUUCUGGGACAAGGCAACUAGCCUCUACGCGGGGAGAUUACCUGCGGUCACCGAAGUGUUGGACCAGAGCUCACUAGAUAUGCUGGACCACUCGACCGAGCACGAGACAUGGGUCCCGUACUAUGGCGACUCUCUGGACUCAGCCGACAACUCACGUAGCCAUUACCCCCCAAGAAAGAGCCAUGCCGUGUCCUGCUUCGUAAAUUCUUGCAAGCUGGCCAUCAUUAUCAACGACAUAGUCGUUCAGCUCUAUUCUAGGCGGAAGAGGUCCAUAAGCGAGACGGCCCUCGAUGACAUCAAACGGCGCCUCGACCUGUGGCGAACACGAUCGCCGUCCCACCUCCGAUAUGACCCCAACAAUUUGCCCUCAAUAUGCCCGCCUCCGCACCUCAUCUCUCAAAACCUCCUCUUCUUUGCUUCUGUCAUUCUAGCCCACCGUCCCUUCUGGGCAGUGCCCUCUCACUAUCAAACCUGCAUCACCGCCUCGCGGAACAUCGAAAAACUCGUCUUGCUCCUUGAAUCUACCUUCGGGCUAGGAAACAUCACCUACCUCAUGGGGUACUGCAUCUACACCGGCGCAUCCGCUAUUCUAGAAGACGCCAAGAAAUGCAACAACUCCUCGCAGGCGACGCUGCAGACCUUUCUCCGCGCGCUCAACACCGGAAUGAGGAGGUGCCCGCUAUUGGAGCGUAGUUUGAAAAUUAUUGUUAAAGGUAUGAGCACUACUGUGACGGACAAGGUCCCCGCCAUGGACCAGACGAGCCAGGAUCUGCCCCCUACUGCCAUUGCGAGCACGUAUAUUCCCGCCUUUCCUUACGUGGAUCCGACGUUGUCGAUUGACUUCGGCAUGAGUCGCUAUCUAGGAGGGGCGGACUUGGACACCAUGUCCGGGUUGGACUCUUUUCCCGAGGCACAGAUGGAUAUGAACGAUUUCUUUGGCCCGCCAAUACCGUAA
Purpureocillium takamizusanense is the source of this 2448-nucleotide messenger RNA. RefSeq lists its product as uncharacterized. The coding region runs from base 232 to 2448 and encodes 738 amino acids. Gene Ontology annotation, biological process: regulation of DNA-templated transcription; DNA-templated transcription. Gene Ontology annotation, molecular function: DNA-binding transcription factor activity, RNA polymerase II-specific; zinc ion binding; DNA binding. The record is from RefSeq and is a predicted model, not a curated record. Lineage: Eukaryota; Fungi; Ascomycota; Sordariomycetes; Hypocreales; Ophiocordycipitaceae. The transcript has 6 exons.